Molecule: messenger RNA, 414 nt
Organism: Heterostelium album PN500
Lineage: Eukaryota; Evosea; Eumycetozoa; Acytosteliales; Acytosteliaceae
Exons: 3
Coding region: 1-414 (137 amino acids)
Source: RefSeq, a predicted model, not a curated record
AUGAAAGAAGAAAUUCUACUUUCAAACUCAACUUUUCACUCCACCACCAUUAAUUAUUAUGGAUAUCAACCUAGCAUACCCUUGGCAGCUAUUGCCCUUGCAUCUUAUGUCAUUUUUUCUUUAAUUAUCCUAUUUCAAAUCAUAUAUUUUAAAAGAUAUUUUUUCUUUGAAUUGGUAUUAGCUGGAUUUUCUUCAAUAUUUCAAACAAUUGCUACUUGUCAACUUGGAAAAAAUCCAACAUUACAUUCCGCAACUAAACUAUUACAAUUUGGUUUUAUUUUACAAUUAGUAAUAUUUAUUUUAUCCUUUUUCUAUUCUUGGGUAAUCUUCCACCCUUGUAGAUAUAACCCAACUUCAAUCGACAAAGAGCAUACAAAAGGAGAAGAUAUCGAAAUGAAUAAUAAUAAAGAAUAA